Blastomyces dermatitidis ER-3 is the source of this 1140-nucleotide messenger RNA. RefSeq lists its product as uncharacterized. Gene Ontology annotation, cellular component: THO complex part of transcription export complex. Bases 91 to 726 code for a protein of 211 amino acids. Gene Ontology annotation, biological process: mRNA export from nucleus; positive regulation of DNA-templated transcription, elongation. The transcript has 3 exons. NCBI's taxonomy places the organism in Eukaryota, Fungi, Ascomycota, Eurotiomycetes, Onygenales, Ajellomycetaceae. The record is from RefSeq and is a predicted model, not a curated record. Gene Ontology annotation, molecular function: mRNA binding.
CGUAGUUUAGGCGCCAUUAAAAAAGCUUCAACAUCCAACACUGAAAAAAACAACUAAGGUUCCCAGAUAUCAACCUGAUUACUAUUCACAAUGACGGUCGACGAUCUCGUCACUGAUCCUUCUCUUUUACCCGUCCUCCGGACCAGCGCGGAAACUCUCUCACAAUGCCAAACCCUGCUCUCCAUGCUUGAUCCCUCGACCCUAACCCCCUCUCCGUCACAGGACUUCAUACUAUCAAUAUCAAAACAACAAAAGCUAGUAUUUUCACUCCUAGCGCAGCUUCGAGGGUUGAAUCGCGAUGCCAUUCUUAGCGUUAGAGCCACGAAGCAAGCCACCGCUGAGGCGCGGCAGGAGAUUGAUAGGUUGCACCUCCACCUACAGAAUCUAUAUUAUGAGCAGAGGCAUCUAAAUGGGGAGAUUGCGGCAUGCGAAUCUUAUGACCACAAAUAUCUCUCUCUUCCAUUAAUACCCAUCGAGGAAUUCCUAACUAUCCAUCCCGAGCUGGCAGAAGCCGAUCCGAACCAACUCAUGGUUGCGCGCAUCAACCACGAGCAUGCGGAGCGUGAGAAAUUAGAGCAGGCCAGGCAAGAGCUUCUGAAGCGAAAACAAGCCUUGAUUGCAGAAAACAAGAAGCGGAAGGACGAUCUGGCCAAUCUGGAUCAAGAUCUUGAGAGAUUUAUUGACGCUGCCAAACCGAUUCAGAAAAUUUUCGAAAAGGAAUACUGAGUCUUUCGCUUACCUUAUUUCGUCAUCUACAUGUAGCAUUUUCGGCGUAGUUGGUUCGAAUGGUCAUAGUACUGUACUCUUCUUGACACAGGGUUACAGGCGUUGUUGGCAUUCUCAAAAUGAUAUGAUACACACCUCUAUAACUAGAAAUCUACUAGUGAAAAUCUCAUUUAUUAAUGGUAAAUCGUCUAUUUGCCCGGCUCUGAUGUAUCGUUGUAUAUGAUGAUAGCGUCUUGAUCUCCUCCUACCUAUACUUAGAACGGAAAGAUAUUUCGCAGUCCGUUUCCAUAUUUGCUCCCAUAAAUAGGCUCACGGGUACCAGGAUUAUAAUAUCAUACUUACCGUACUUAUUAUCGUAACUAUUGAGAGUCAUAUUUAGUUCAUAAUUAUCUUUUCUUGCGUUUUGUAGCAAGC